Molecule: messenger RNA, 3470 nt
Organism: Piliocolobus tephrosceles (Ugandan red Colobus)
Lineage: Eukaryota; Metazoa; Chordata; Mammalia; Primates; Cercopithecidae
Gene: EXD2
Product: exonuclease 3'-5' domain containing 2
Exons: 9
Coding region: 342-2207 (621 amino acids)
Biological process (GO): nucleobase-containing compound metabolic process
Cellular component (GO): nucleus; cytoplasm
Molecular function (GO): 3'-5' exonuclease activity; nucleic acid binding
Source: RefSeq, a predicted model, not a curated record
AGAAACAAAUGCGUCACUUUUCUGAAGAAGACGUUAAGCCCUUCCAAUUUUAACAGAUUAUUUUUUCAACAGAGGAGAGAGACUGGGUAGGCAUUACCUGCCCCAGGAGCUUCCGUACAAGAUGGCGUUGCCCGUUCCCACACCCCAGCUGGGAUUACGUCCUCCAGGCCUGCCGCAGGAACGGAAGUGGUUACGGCCCUAGUGAAUCCGGGUGGGUGCGCGCUGACUGCCGCACAGGUUCCAGCACUUUACCGUGAGCCCGCUGCAGGUGUGCGGCCCAGUCCGAGACAGCAGAUUGUGGGAUUAGUGAUAUGCUUUUCUAAAGAGCAGAAAAGUUGAAGAUGUCUAGACAGAACUUUGUGGCUUUGACAGUGACUACCCUUCUGGGUGUGGCUGUAGGGGGGUUUGUCCUCUGGAAAGGCAUCCAGCGCCGCCGAAGGAGUAAAACGAGCCCUGUGACCCCACAGCCACAGCAGAAAGUGCUGGGCAGUAGAGAGCUGCCCCCUCCAGAAGAUGAUCAGCUGCACUCCAGUGCCCCCAGAUCCUCGUGGGAGGAACGGAUCCUUAAAGCAAAGGUGGUGACGGUGUCUCAGGAGGCAGAGUGGGAUCAAAUCGAGCCCUUGCUUAGAAGUGAAUUAGAAGAUUUUCCAGUACUUGGAAUUGACUGUGAGUGGGUAAAUUUGGAAGGCAAAGCCAGCCCUCUGUCACUUCUACAAAUGGCCUCCCCAAGUGGCCUCUGUGUCUUGAUUCGCUUGCCUAAGCUAAUCUGUGGAGGAAAAACACUACCAAGAACAUUACUGAAUAUUUUGGCAGAUGGCACCAUUUUGAAAGUUGGAGUGGGAUGCUCAGAAGAUGCCAGCAAGCUUCUGCAGGAUUAUGGCCUCGUUGUUAGGGGGUGCCUGGACCUCCGAUACCUAGCCAUGCGGCAGAGAAACAAUUUGCUCUGUAAUGGGCUUAGCCUGAAAUCCCUCGCUGAGACUGUUUUGAACUUUCCCCUUGACAAGUCCCUUCUACUUCGUUGCAGCAACUGGGAUGCUGAGACUCUUACAGAGGACCAGGUAAUUUAUGCUGCCAGGGAUGCCCAGAUUUCAGUGGCUCUCUUUCUUCAUCUUCUUGGAUACCCUUUCUCUAGGAAUUCACCUGGAGAAAAAAACGAUGACCACAGUAGCUGGAGAAAAGUCUUGGAAAAAUGCCAGGGUGUGGUGGACAUCCCAUUUCGAAGCAAAGGAAUGAGCAGAUUGGGAGAAGAGGUUAAUGGGGAAGCAACAGAAUCUCAGCAGAAGCCAAAACAUAAGAAGUCUAAGAUGGAUGGGAUGGUGCCAGGCAACCACCAAGGGAGAGACCCCAGAAAACAUAAAAGAAAGCCCCUAGGGGUGGGCUAUUCUGCCAGAAAAUCACCUCUUUAUGAUAACUGCUUUCUCCAUGCCCCUGAUGGACAGCCCCUCUGCACUUGUGAUAGAAGAAAAGCUCAAUGGUACCUGGACAAAGGCAUUGGUGAGCUGGUGAGUGAAGAGCCCUUUGUGGUGAAGCUACGGUUUGAACCUGCAGGAAGGCCCGAAUCUCCUGGAGACUAUUACUUGAUGGUUAAAGAGAACCUGUGUGUAGUGUGUGGCAAGAGAGACUCCUACAUUCGGAAGAACGUGAUUCCACAUGAGUACCGGAAGCACUUCCCCAUCGAGAUGAAGGACCACAACUCCCACGAUGUGCUGCUGCUCUGCACUUCCUGCCAUGCCAUUUCCAACUACUAUGACAACCAUCUGAAGCAACAGCUGGCCAAGGAAUUCCAGGCCCCCAUUGGCUCUGAGGAGGGCUUGCGCCUGCUGGAAGAUCCUGAGCGUCGGCAGGUGCGUUCUGGGGCCAGGGCCCUACUCAACGCGGAGAGCCUGCCUGCUCAUCGAAAGGAGGAGCUGCUGCAAGCACUCAGAGAGUUUUAUAACACAGACACGGUCACAGAGGAGAUGCUUCAAGAGGCUGCCAGCCUGGAGACCAGAAUCUCCAAUGAAAACUAUGUUCCUCAUGGGCUGAAGGUGGUGCAGUGUCACAGCCAGGGUGGGCUGCGCUCCCUCAUGCAGCUGGAGAGCCGCUGGCGUCAGCACUUCCUGGACUCCAUGCAGCCCAAGCACCUGCCCCAGCAGUGGUCAGUGGACCACAACCAUCAGAAGCUGCUCCGGAAAUUCGGGGAAGAUCUUCCCAUCCAGCUGUCGUGAUAGCUGCUUUCCUCCCGGUUAGGACAGGUGGAAAGCUGGAGCCAAGGUUGAAGAGUCACCUCUUCCCAUUUUAAUACAUCAUUAAUUGUCAAAACCUGGGUGACAUGAAUCAGAAUACUAACCUAGACUAAUCCUAGGAUGCUUCUGCUGGAGCAAAGAUACUGUUUGAAGGAGAGUUUAUGGUUUUGGAUUUUAAGCGGGCAGGGUCUUUUAUCCUCUCUUAUUUUUGUGCACAAGAGAGGCCUUGGCCUUUAUUUUUACUCUCCCUCUUCUGCUAUCCCUGUGCAGAGGAAAAAUGAAGAAUUCUCCCAGAAGUGACUUGUCAAGACUUUCAAAAAAUGUUUUUAAUGCAUUUCUUCCUUGUCUGGUGCCUCAGUUUAUCUCUAACAGGGGCUGUCCAGUAUAUCAGUCCCGUUAAGAGGGAAGAAAAAGUUCUUCCAAAGGCUGGAGAAGUGAGCAAGGAGUCAAAUUUAUUUUCCCAGUUCAACGUCAUCAUUAUCAUUUAUUUGGCUUCAUGCUCUCCCAUAACUCAUGUAAUUGAGAUCCAUCCCAUCUGGGUCACUUCAGUCUACUUCACAUACUUGAAAAGGCUUUCCUUUACACAUUCAGGACCAAACAGCGAAUUCCUGCCACGUGCUUCCACCCUAUCACUGGAAGAAAUCCUUUUCUGGAAAUGAGCCUUUGACCAGGGUGGGGCAGAAAGAACCACAAACUCCAUCUCCUAAUAGAACUUUGAAAUUCACUCAGCUUUUCCUUUCAUGCUGUUUGUUGCCUGCUUGUUGCACUUCUCCUGCCUCAGAACUGCAAGAUUUUUAGCUUCACCACUUUCUGAGGGGAAUGUUAUCUUUUAUCCGAAUCAGUAUCAGUUUCCCUAUAUUCUGUGCUUCAUCGAAUUUGCAAGACUGACCUCUUUUAAGCAUUUAAUUCACUCCCAGAGUCAUCUGGUCAGGUUGCAAUAUGAGGACUUCUCUGUCUCCUCUGAAGCCUAGGACACCGAGGUUACUUAAUACAUCAGAUGUUCAAAAGAGGAGUGUUGUUUCAUCUUUCAAAAUGUUAGGCCAUCACUUUGAGUAUAAAAUUGACUUAUUAAUGAUUAGUAUUUUUUGUAAAGUAUUAGGAAAACUUUCUUAUUUUAUAAGAUCUUAACAAGCUUAAAAAAGAAUUUUAUGACCAGAAUCCAACAAGAGCUCUAUUUUGGAAUUGUGCCCAAGUUGGUGAUGUUUGCUCUAAAAUUGAUAAAUAAAACUUCUUGUAAGCACAAGG